CAAGUACAUUUUUCUAGAAAUAAUUCUGGAAAAUCACGAAACGUCUAAGUUUUGAUCUUUUUGGAGUAUUUAUUCUUUUAUACAUGUCUCCUUUGUAUUUAUAUAUCUGGAUUCCCACAUGUAUAAAUAUAUGCAAAAAAAUAAUAUAUAUAUAUUUAUAUUUGAGUUAAAGAGAGGCUCUUUCGUGAUGAACACCUGCAGUAUAGUUUACAGCGUAACCGUUAGUGUGUUUCGAAAUACAAGAGAAUUAAAGUUCUGAAGGGUGGUUUUUGGUGGCUGCUUUAUUAAAAAUAUUGAAUUUUCUUAUACUUGAAGAAAAAAAUUCUCCUAUUAUGAUCAAAAAUAAAAAAAAUUUCAUGUUUUUUACAACAUUUUUUAAAGAAUCUUUGUAUGAGGGGUUGUUUUUAAGGGUAUAAAGUAUCAAAAUAUUAAAAUCAUGAUACAAAACAAUCAACAUUUAUUAUAUUUGAAAAUAACUAUAGCACAUUGCCGCUUUAUUUCAUUAGUUUUCAAUUUAUUGGAGUCGGGGGUGUUUUUCACCCCAUAAAAAUAAAAAGCAUACUUUACGACCAAGUCAGGUUUGAAGAGGAGGGUAAAAUUAACUUAAUUCCAAAUUUUCAAGAAGAUCGAUGAAGGUCUUUAAAAUUGCGAGGUUUAGGUCAAUUUUAAAUUUGAAUGGCUGUACUAUAAACGAAUUCAGCUUCCAUCAACAAGUUUCUUUAAAAUACACUAGUUAACAUGAAAUUCCUUCUAUUUGUGGAAAUCUAAGGAAUUAAUGAGAAUAUUUUCCUGGUUAUAUUCUCAAUACUAUGUGACAGAUAAAUGCAAUAUUUUCCUCAAAAAAUUGUUAUUGUUAAUUGAAAAAAUAUAUCAAUUACUGUAACCAUUAUUUUUUAUCUUAUCACGUAUUUUUAUGUGCAAUACCAUAGUAACACAAUGUACACAAAUACUCCAGAACUAAAUAAACGUUCCUAAACGUAAAUUCAGACUUUUUUUAACAUUUUGUAUAUAAUCUCGCAUGGCAGGAAAUCCGCAAGGUUAACGUUAUAAGUUAAUUAAAUUUAAAGAAGAUUAAGAAACUAUUAAAUAGUCAUUUAGGUAUUAAUAUGUAAUUUGGUAGAAGAUAAUUUCAAUUUUGUGUUAAGUGUUAAAGCUUUAUUUUGAAAUGACUUUCAAAAAGAUAUACAUAUGUCCUAUCUUGUUUGGACUCUGGCUACCAAUCACUGUUAUAAUUACAUACUCCGUUUCAGUCUUAACAGAACAUGUAAGACCUAUUCUACCUUAUAUAAGUGAUACUGGUACAUGGGCUCCGGAAAGCUGCAUAUUUGGAAUUAUGGUUUCUAUAGGAGCUGUAAUGUGGUGGAUUAUUUCGUACGUCAGAUAUAUGCAUAUAGCAGAGAUACAAGAAAAAAAUGACAUAUCAGGACCCAUGAAAAAAUUGAAUAAAUAUAGUUUGUAUAUAGCAACAUUAAGUGUUUUUGGUACUUUGAUUGUAGCAAAUUUUCAAGUGACUGAAAUAUUUAUAGUUCAUUUAAUGGGAGCUAGUUUAUGUUUUGGGUUUGGACUUUUAUAUCAAAUGUCUCAGGUGAUAUUAUCUUUCAAGAUGUUUCCUCUAAUAGGUCAUAAGAUACUAAAUUUAUUCCGAUUAUUUUUAACAAUACUGACGGCGGCGUCCUUCAUGAGUACAAGUAUUUGUGGUUACAUAUCGAUGAUUAACUUCAGAGGUGAAGAUUUAACUAAAUGGAAACCCGAUGACGGAGGAUACUUUUAUCAUAUAAUUAGUGCGAUAUCAGAAUACGUCCUCGUAACAGCAACAGUGUUGCAUAUUGCCACUUUUGUACACGAAUUUAGGGAUAUAGAAAUUCACCAACCUAUAGUUACUACAAAAACGUAUGUGACUAAUAAUUUGAACAUGUGAGCAAUUAAUAAUUUUGGCUGAUUUCUGUAGGAAAAGAAACGAUAUUUAAAAGCGGGGAAGCAUAGUCAACUUAUUGUAUAUUAAAUUUGUUCAUAGAAAUGGGAAAUAGGCCUAAAAUUGCAUACUAUUUUUUUCUAUUUAGUACUACUUGAAAACGGGAAACUGCCGAAUUAUUGGGUAGCUAGGCGUAAUGAAGUGAACCUCGCACUUAUAAAGGACUCGCGAGGUUUCUUCAGGAGACCCAGAAAAAAAUGAAUUUCCUUCAUAAAACUGACUGUAUUUGGAAUGUAACACACCGUAUAAAAUUUUUAAUAAAACAAUUACUGGAUAGCUGGGCGUAAUGAAGUGAACCUCACGCUUAUAAAGGACUCGCAAGGUUUCUUUAGCAGAUCCAGAAAAAAAUCAAUUUCCUUCGUAAAACUGGCUGUAUUUGGAAUGUAACAUAAUGUAUAAAAUUUUUAAUAAAACAAUUACUGGAUAGCUGGGCGUAAUGAAGUGAACCUCGCGCUUAUAAAGGACUCGCAAGGUUUCUUUAGCAGAUCCAGAAAAAAAUCAAUUUCCUUCGUAAAACUGACUGUAUUUGGAAUGUAACAUAAUGUAUAAAAUUUUUAAUAAAACAAUUACUGGAUAGCUGGGCGUAAUGAAGUGAACCUCGCGCUUAUAAAGGACUCGCAAGGUUUCUUUAGCAGAUCCAGAAAAAAAUCAAUUUCCUUCGUAAAACUGACUGUAUUUGGAAUGUAACAUAAUGUAUAAAAUUUUUAAUAAAACAAUUACUGGAUAGCUGGGCGUAAUGAAGUGAACCUCACGCUUAUAAAGGACUCGCAAGGUUUCUUUAGCAGAUCCAGAAAAAAAUCAAUUUCCUUCGUAAAACUGACUGUAUUUGGAAUGUAACAUAAUGUAUAAAAAUUUUAACAAAACAAUUACUGGAUAGCUGGCCGUAAUGAAGUGAACCUCGCACUUAUAAAGGACUCGCAAGGUUUCUUUAGCAGAUCCAGAAAAAAAUCAAUUUCUUUCGUAAAACUGGCUGUAUUUGGAAUGUAACAUACUGUAUAAAAAUUUUAAUAAAACAAUUACUGGAUAGCUGGGCGUAAUGAAGUGAACCUCGCGCUUAUAAAAGACUCGCAAGGUUUCUUUAGCAGAUCCAGAAAAAAAUCAAUUUCCUUCGUAAAACUGACUGUAUUUGGAAUGUAACAUACUGUAUAAAAAUUUUAACAAAACAAUUACUGGAUAGCUGGGCGUAAUGAAGUGAACCUCGCACUUAUAAAGGACUCGCAAGGUUUCUUUAGCAGAUCCAGAAAAAAAUCAAUUUCCUUCGUAAAACUGACUGUAUUUGGAAUGUAACAUACUGUAUAAAAAUUUUAAUAAAACAAUUACUGGAUAGCUGGGCGUAAUGAAGUGAACCUCGCACUUAUAAAGGACUCGCGAGGUUUCUUUAGCAGAUCCAGAAAAAAAUCAAUUUCCUUCGUAAAACUGACUGUAUUUGGAAUGUAACAUACUGUAUAAAAAUUUUAAUAAAAAAA
This is a messenger RNA of Diorhabda sublineata, 3438 nucleotides long. Its product is annotated as DNA damage-regulated autophagy modulator protein 2-like. The coding region runs from base 1166 to 1918 and encodes 250 amino acids. The record is from RefSeq and is a predicted model, not a curated record. Lineage: Eukaryota; Metazoa; Arthropoda; Insecta; Coleoptera; Chrysomelidae. The transcript has 5 exons.